GAAACACGAAAGUAAAAAAGCAGAGGGGUGAAUAAACUAUUGAUUAAACAAACCAAAAAAUUACCAAUAGUAAAGAGUAAAAGGAAAAAGAUAUUAGGUUCUGCAAUAAUUCAGCAACAGGAGCAGUUGGCAGUGGUUAGUGUGUCUUUUAAACUCAUACAUGACGCUUCUUAGCUUGGGCAGGUACACAACUCUAACUCUUGCUGCUCUGUCUUUCUAUCUUGGCACUAGUUCCUGGAGUUGUCUGUAAUAUAUAUAAAGGUUGGAUUUUUAUGUUACUCCCCUAUUGGUGAGAUUGGUCUCUGCUGUGGAAUUUAAUCAUACAUUUGAUGCUCCUGAUGAUACGGUCACACAUACAGUGAUGGGCAUUAGAUUACCGUGCUGAGCAGCCCUUUCAUCGGUCAUUGUAUGAUUUAGAUUUCAAUAACAUACGCAAUAUCGAUAUAUCUUGCUCGUUGGAGCUCAUAUUCAAGUCAAGCAGGUUCAGGUCGAAAAGACUAGAGCUUGAUGGCAUCAGUCACUUGGGUGUUCGAUUAAAUGUAGCAAUGAAACCAUUAGUUAUUUUAGAGACAAAGGAUAAAAGGGAAUCUGCUUUAGUAGUUCUUUGAUGAGAUAGCUGUUGGCAAAUCCCAUGGUUUGUCUAGUCUGCUUUAUGCUCUGAAAGGUUCACUUUCCUGUCUGAGCAUUAUAGCAGAGUUGAUCCUAGGGUUUUUUGAGUGACAAGGGAAGUGGCCGGUGACAAGUAGAUUAUAUUCCUUUUACUUUGGGUCGAUGUUACCAUAAGAUGUUUCUUUUACUUUAACUUCCUCUCAGUCCUAUAAAGCUGCCGAGCCUAUUUGUUCCUUGUUGAGCCCUGCAAGACAUCUCCGUUCAACCAAGCUUAGUCAAAAUUCGCUUUCCCUUUAAUCAUACAAUUAUUUAUUUCUAGUGUAUUGUAGGUUUAUAACCUUACAUGCAGCCCCAGUCUGGUCAAACUGUGGAAUCACAAGUCCUCUAAUUAUAAUAUAUAGGCUAGUUUAUUAGUUCUAGGAGUCUGGGUACCGAAUUCAGGAUAUGGGGGGUCAUGAAAACACCGUGGAGUUUCAACACCGAAACGAGGGCAUUCUGAGUCGUCCGGUAUCGGGUUUGGACACCAAUGUUUCAGAUUUAAGCAAUCCUUUUCUUGGUUCAUCUGCCUGGGAUCCACUUUUUCCAUUGAGUCAGACUCACAGCUUUGGGGGCUCAUCAUUGGUUUCACAUAGUGACUUUGCUAACUCUUCUUACCCGAGUGUCUUGGAAAAUCAGGGAAUGAGUAACUCCUCUCACCCUGUUCACUAUAUGUCUGACUCAAAUUUUGCUGAUAUGAUCCCGAAGAUCCCUCCCUAUGGAAAUGGCGAUAUAGCUAGUGCAGGAUAUGCGUCAAAUUAUAAUCCAAAUAAGGAAGCAGGCAUUGGAAUGGCUCCAAUAAAUGAUGCACAAUUGCUGGGUGAGCAUUCCACUCCUGAAGAGGGAGGCACGUCUUCACCUAGUGGAAAUAGAAGAAAACGAGGGCUUGAUCAUAAUCCUACAUUCAAUCCAAGUAAGAGUGCUGAAGGGGAAGCACUCAAGGGUUCAUCAGGGAAAAGCUUAGAUGGCUUGAAAGAACAAGAUGAUAAGAAGCCAAAAUCUGAUCAAAAUACAAGUCCAGAUUUGCGUGGUAAGCAAUCAGUGAAGCAACCUAAGGACAACUCUCAGAGUGAAGACGCUCCCAAAGACAAUUUCAUCCAUGUGAGAGCUCGGAGAGGUCAAGCUACAAACAGUCAUAGCCUUGCAGAAAGGAUAAGAAGAGAAAAGAUAAGUGAGAGAAUGAAGUUACUCCAAGAACUUGUUCCUGGAUGCAACAAGAUAACUGGCAAAGCAGUAAUGCUUGAUGAGAUUAUUAACUAUGUGCAAUCACUUCAACAACAGGUUGAGUUUUUGUCCAUGAAACUUGCCACCGUGAACCCUGAACUGAAUCUUGAUGCAGAGCGGAUCCUAUCCAAAGAUAUUCUGCAGUCCCGCAUCGGACAUGGAGUUAUUGGCGGAUAUGGAGGCGGUGUCAUCGGCUCAAAUCACCUAUUUCUCGGUGGAGGUUUUCAGGGGACCCUGGGAAGCAUACCCAGCACAUCACAAAAUAUCCCUCCUUUGCCUCAGAGUGUUAUGGAUCCUGAACUCCAGAGCAUAUAUGGAAUGGGAUACGAUUCUAACUCAGCUCCUCAAAAUUUGGGACCACAAACAGGGCGGUAGGAAACAAUUAUAAAUAGUGCAGAGGAUAUGCGGCCUUGCUCGUUUGGACAGAGUCUUGGGAAUUUUGCAGUUGAGUGCAUCAUUUUACAAGAAUUGAAUAGGGAGGGAAAGCGUAAAAUAAUGAUUCGGUUGUAUAGCAUCUUAAUUCCUAACCCCUGCCUCUUCGAAAUUUUUAGCAGAAGAUGACUUGUUAGAUCGAAGGAACCAGGUCAUGCUGUGACCGGUGAAAUCGAUCACAGAAUGUGUGAACUUAUCUGUAAGGGUUUUUAUAAAUAGCUUUGAAAGCAAGAAAUUGUAAGGAAUGCAAAUGUGCGGGAGCAUAUAUAAUAUAUAUAGAGGUAAUGAAAAGAGAUUGUUUGA
Messenger RNA from Neltuma alba, 2604 nucleotides. RefSeq names its product transcription factor bHLH74-like. The record is from RefSeq and is a predicted model, not a curated record. Gene Ontology annotation, biological process: regulation of DNA-templated transcription. The transcript is spliced from 8 exons. The coding region runs from base 1054 to 2244 and encodes 396 amino acids. Gene Ontology annotation, molecular function: DNA-binding transcription factor activity; protein dimerization activity. Gene Ontology annotation, cellular component: nucleus. NCBI's taxonomy places the organism in Eukaryota, Viridiplantae, Streptophyta, Magnoliopsida, Fabales, Fabaceae.